Molecule: messenger RNA, 399 nt
Organism: Auanema sp. JU1783
Lineage: Eukaryota; Metazoa; Nematoda; Chromadorea; Rhabditida; Rhabditidae
Source: the annotation of a GenBank genome assembly
AUGAACCAAAUAACAUGGAUAAUGCUAUCUCUUUCAAUCUUUUAUUGCACUUUCGCUGCUCCAGCCUCGUCGGAAUAUUCUGAAGGCCGUUUAACACUGAAAAGAGGCGCUCGAGUUCGUGAGCUCUUAGGAAAGCGAGGAGCUGGUUGGGAAUUUUUAAUUCCGACAAAGAGAGGCGAAUUACUUGGCAAACGUAGUUACUUGUGGUCAACUCGGAGUGCCGAAAAGCGUCGUGGACGAGAGUUAUUCGGCAAACGUUCUGAUCCAGAAAUGUCUGGAGCUGAAGUGGAUGAUGACUACUCCUCAGAAUCGGAUUAUUCCGGACAGAUUGAACCAGAGCUCAUGGCCUUAAUAAAUAGACGAGAACGACGUGGGCGAGUACGUGAAUUGCUUGGGUGA